UGUCGCGCCGAUUUCAAAACACAACACAUUUUCUAUCAAUUGACUCACGCAUAAAACUUACUAGGUGGACUGAAAACAUACAUUCUAAGGUCCGUAAAAAUGGAUUAUCACCCACUUCGUGUUGAUGCACUGGGACUUAGUGAUAUGUUUAAAAUGGACUUGAUGAAGCAGUUAGACUCGAUCAUGGAGCCACCAUGUGAUAAUAUUUCUAGUCACUGUGAUUAUGAUCAGAUGGAUACUACUGGGUCAUUGACUGUAAACAUAAAUUUCAACCAGGAACCGGACUGUUACUUAGAGACAAUCAGAUCAGACGCAUUUGAAGAUUUCAGCAGGAAUGGAAUCGAGCAAGAUCUGGACGAGGUAGAUGUAUUCCAGUCAAAGCUGCGUGAACGAACAACAGCAACGACACGACCGAUCGAACCUGAGACCGGCUACAACCCGGUAGCUGUUGAUUACAUGAACCAGAAGCGUAGGAAGUCGAAGAAAAAAAGUAAAACCAUAUGUGUGUUCUGUAAAAACAAUAAUGAGCAACCGCAGAUCUACCAGUCUCACGUUUUGAAGGACUCCGAAGGUAGGACAACCUGUCCGAUCUUGAGGAAAUACACCUGUCCUAUAUGUGGCGUGCGGGGUGGCGACGACGCCCAUACAAUAAGGUAUUGCCCUCGAAACCUAGAUAGGGACUUGAACCCAGGACUUGGGCUCUUGAUGAAAUCGCCUAGGCUUAGCACAGGCAAGGUCAAUCCAAGGUGUGCCAACUAAAAGACAUUAACACUGUCAGCUCACAGAAUCAGGAGUGCUUCUUUACAUGUGCUAUAUUUAGACUU
Messenger RNA from Mercenaria mercenaria, 824 nucleotides. RefSeq lists its product as uncharacterized. Lineage: Eukaryota; Metazoa; Mollusca; Bivalvia; Venerida; Veneridae. The transcript is spliced from 2 exons. Gene Ontology annotation, molecular function: mRNA binding; zinc ion binding. Gene Ontology annotation, biological process: negative regulation of translation; oogenesis. The record is from RefSeq and is a predicted model, not a curated record. Gene Ontology annotation, cellular component: perinuclear region of cytoplasm. Bases 100 to 759 code for a protein of 219 amino acids.